Messenger RNA from Rubroshorea leprosula, 1836 nucleotides. The record is from the annotation of a GenBank genome assembly. Lineage: Eukaryota; Viridiplantae; Streptophyta; Magnoliopsida; Malvales; Dipterocarpaceae.
AGCAUCAGACGCAGCAAUGGCGAAAAUUGAGCAAGUUUUCUCUGCCAUUCACUGGCUUUAUUCUCAGUUAACAUUAUUGGAUAUAGCCGUUGCUUUGUUGGGUUUAUUCAUUUUGAGUUGCUUGCGUGAGAGACUGAUCAGAAAGAAGGAUCCUAUGCUGUGGCCGGUGCUCGGAAUAUCACCGACUGUAGUUUUCCACACCAUCGCCGAUGACAUGCAUGAAUGGUUCACUGGUGCUCUGAUAAAAGCCGGUGGAACCUUCAGCUACAGAGGAAUAUGGUUUGGACGGUGCUAUGGCAUCGUCACCAUUGAUCCUUCCAACAUUGAAUACAUGCUCAAAACAAAUUUCAAAAAUUUCCCAAAAGGGGAGUAUUACCAGGAUAGGUUUAGUGAUCUGCUCGGUGAUGGAAUCUUUAAUGUCGAUGGUGAAUCAUGGAAGGAGCAGAGGUGGAUUGUGAAGUCGGAGAUGCAUUCAAUCAGGUUUGUGGAACAUUCAUUCCAAACCAUGCAGGAUUUAGUGCAGCAGAGGCUGUUGAUGCUGACAGAAAAGAUGGUCCGUUCAGGGGAUGCUUUUGAUCUUCAGGAAGUUCUUCUGCGGUUCACGUUCGACAAUAUCUGUACUGCCGCACUCGGGAUCGAUCCUGGAUGCUUGGCGCUUGAUCUCCCCGAAGUUCCAUUUGCCAAAGCUUUUGAAGAAGCAACAGAACUCACUCUGUACAGAUUCUUGAUGCCACCCUUUGUAUGGAAGCCGUUGAAUUUUUUUCAAAUUGGAUACGAGAAACGGCUCCGGAAAGCAAUUAAAAUUGUCCAUGAUUUUGCCGAGGAGACGGUUAGAGAUCGCCGUAGCAAUGAAUCCGAGUUUGGAAACCUCAAGGACAAGUCCGAUCUCUUGUCAAGACUCAUGGAGAGGGGAAACAGAGAACAAGCUCCAGAGAAAUUUUACAGGGACUUCUGCAUUAGUCUCAUCCUCGCCGGACGGGACACAACCUCGGUCGGACUGGCCUGGUUUUUCUGGUUAAUAAGCAAAAACCCAGAAGUUGAAAUCAAGAUUCUCAACGAAAUCUGUGAAAUUCUGCGUCAGCGUAGAGCUGAAGAAGACGAAAAGGAAGACUCUGUUUUCACAAUAGAGGACCUGAAAAAAAUGGUGUAUCUCCAGGCGGCGUUGUCGGAAUCCCUGAGGCUAUACCCGUCGGUACCGGUGGAAAUGAAGUGCGUUCUAGAAGAUGACAUUUUCCCCGACGGAACUCCGGUGAAGAAGGGAGCACGGGUUUUCUACUGCAUAUUUUCAAUGGGUCGGGUAGAAUCCAUAUGGAGCAGAGACUGCCUGGAAUUCAAACCGGAGAGGUGGAUCAAGGAUGGACAUUUUGUAAGUGAGAAUCAGUUCAAGUACGCCGUGUUUAACGCCGGCCCGAGGAUGUGUGUCGGAAAAAUAUUUGCAUACAUGCAGAUGAAGAUGGUGGCUGCUUCAAUCCUGUUAAGGUAUUCAGUGCAGGUGGUUGAAGGUCACAGGGUCAGUCCGAAGGUGACCACUACACUGUAUAUGAAAGAUGGGUUGAUGGUGACUCUUAAGCCUAGGCCGCUAAUUUCAAAUCCUGAGAAGGAACAUGAGUAGAAUAAUGGGUUAAUAUUUUCUUGUUUUGUCUUGUGCUAUUAGUGUUUAGGUUCGGAUCUCACUUUAUGCUUGAACAGGUGUGUUUGCCUGUUUUUUCCUAUGUGAUGUGAUUGCAACGCAAUGUAUGUUGUGAUUCGGAUGAAUUUUAAGGAUCAAUUUAAUUGUUUUCAUGUUAAAUUAUGACUCGAGCAAGAGUUUAUGUAAAAUAAUUGAAAUUUUUACAC